CGACUGUUAAAAAAAAAAAAAGAGAAUUGCAAGUCACUUUGGCAGCGAAAUUUCAGGAGUUUUUUGCUCUGAAAAUUUUGUGUUCAUCUUCACCGCCAAAGUACACCAUGCCUAUGGACUCUUCCAAGUGGAUCGACGUCAAUGUCGAAAAAAAUCACUACCAUUUAGACCAUUUCGUCAUUCCUCAACAUUAUGAAAAGGACCUUUCAAGUAUUCUUAUUCCCCAUGGUGUCAUUAUGGAUCGUGUCCACAAGUUGGCUCGUAUGAUUGUCGACGAAACAACCGGUCCACUUGUUGUGUGCUGUAUCUUGAAGGGUGGCCAUCAGUAUUUCGCUGAUCUGGUGAAUUGCAUCAAAAAACUUACCACUAAAGGUGGCAAAACUAUUCCUUUGAGCCUUGAAUUCAUUCGUGUCAAGUCGUACAAAAAUGACAAGUCGGAUGGUGUGACCAUCUCCAUGACGGAGGAAGAAUGCCGCGAAUUAGAGGGCAAGAAUGUGUUGAUCGUCGAGGAUAUCAUUGAUACAGGUGCUACCAUGGUGAAAUUAUUGCAGAAGUUGGAUGAAUAUAAGCCCAAAUCGUUGAAGGUGACCAGCUUGUUGAUCAAGAAGACCACCCGAAGCAACGGCUAUGUUCCCGAUUAUGUUGGCUUUGCUAUCCCUGAUGCCUUUGUUGUCGGUUAUGCGUUGGAUUAUAAUGAAUAUUUCCGUGAUCUCGACCAUAUUUGUGUGAUCAGCGAUCAUGGCAAGGAAGCUUAUGCGAUAAACUAAAUUUCUUUGUUGGUCUAGAUUUAUAUAGAAACGAUGUGCGGCGAUCUUGGUGUAUGAUUUUCAUUCUUUUCAUAUCAAAAUUAAAAACUUUGCAAAUGUCUA
Radiomyces spectabilis is the source of this 869-nucleotide messenger RNA. RefSeq names its product phosphoribosyltransferase-like protein. The record is from RefSeq and is a predicted model, not a curated record. The coding region runs from base 108 to 767 and encodes 219 amino acids. Gene Ontology annotation, biological process: GMP salvage; purine ribonucleoside salvage; guanine salvage. The transcript is spliced from 5 exons. Gene Ontology annotation, molecular function: magnesium ion binding; hypoxanthine phosphoribosyltransferase activity. Lineage: Eukaryota; Fungi; Mucoromycota; Mucoromycetes; Mucorales; Radiomycetaceae.